UCCUUUCAUUAUUUCUUCUGACGUGCGUUUGUUUUUUUUUUACAACCACCGUAGCGUAUGGUGGACUAUUUAACUCAGACUGGACCUUACCCCGACGGACACGCCGGAGCCCCUUGUCCCUUGGCUCUUUGUGAUGUAUGAAUGGAUCGUUAACAGACUCAGUUCAUUCUUUGUGCCCAGUUCUGGGCAACCGGCGCCCGGAGAACCGCACAGCUCUGUAGCGGCCCCCUCAUCUCAGCACGCGCAGACGAGCAACGUCAGCCCGGCUAAGAGAAAUUACCAGAGGUCGGUGUCCAGUAGGUCGGAGGAGACUGAGAACAUCAAUUCACCAUCCGAUGACACUGAAUGGAUACAAAUUAAAAGACCACGACUGGAUGGCUUUGUCAGUGUUGUGAAAAGAAGGAUAACAGGAGUUGCAGGCUUCUUCAGGUUACACAAUCCUCUGACUCCACCCGACAGCGACUCCCAGGGUGUGGACUGGGCUGACCAGGUUAUUCCAAAGCCAUUUGGUGAAAUUCAGAGACACAGCCCAAAGAAGUGGUUAAGCAGAAUGGAUUUCAAACUGGAAAAUCCAACAGAUGAAGGUAGCGGCCGUUCAGAAAAGACUUGGCUAGAUUAUCGAUCCAAGGUUGUGCCAUCGUUCACAAAACCGAGUGUGACUGGUGUAGAGAGUUUCUCAGUGAAGAUGCAAGGCAGGAAUCUGCGGCAUUGCCUUCACCAGGGACUCCUGCCCUCUCGACUCCCCCAGAGCUGUGCAGUGCUGUCUACAGCAACUCCUGCCAGCCACACCCAAAGGAGGCGCUGCCUGGCAGCAGAGGAGAGUCUGCAGGAGAGUGGCAGAGAACAAUACAGACGUCUACUGGAGAUGAUAUCUGAAGAUUACAGGAAAACUGGCAAGCAGGUGCUGUUUAACAGACCAAAACAGUCCAUAUCUUCAGCUUCUUGUCAGUCCAACAAUUUCAGGCCAGUCAUCAGAAAUGGAGCCUGUUGCUCAUCAAGAGUUUUACCGAUGCGAGCAAACCACUGUGAUUCAGUAUGGAGAGAUGAUAGAUUUGCAAGACAAAGUCAGGAUCGAAAGAUUGAUACACACGUUCUUAAUUCGUGCAAGCAAGCAGUGGAAAACAAACCAAAUAAUGGAAAAACGGCAGAAAUGGCAGGAGAUGGUAUGGGAAGACACAGCGAGAGGCCUCCCAGCACUGCAUUGUCAUUGUCAUCAAGCCACAAACCUGAUCAAGGGAAACCCGCCUCUAAAGAGAAGCAGCCUCUGGAUGUGGACCUGUCUGAAGAGGUUGCAGCUCGCUUGAAUCUGGGUGACGGUGAGCCCGCUGUUUCAGCUAGAGUACCAGUCGCCCACAAACAACCACCUCCAGCAAAGACUGUUCAAGCAGCUGAAGAAUUCCCUCCACUAACUCAGGAAAUGGAGCAGGCAAUCCACAAGGCGAUGGGUCACAGAAACCCUGACGAAGUCCUCAGCAGCUCUUUCAAAUUGAGGAUAACCCGCAGAGACCUCAGCACCUUGACUCAUCAGAGCUGGCUCAACGAUGAGGUCAUCAAUUUCUACAUGAAUCUCCUGGUAGCCCGCAGUGAGCAGGAGGGAUGCCGGCGAGUGUAUGCUUUCAGCACCUUCUUCAUCCCAAAGCUGCGUACUGGAGGAUACCAGGCUGUGAGGCGCUGGACCAAGGGCGUGGAUUUAUUUGAGAAGGAUAUUAUCCUGGUGCCUGUGCAUCAGGGAGUACAUUGGUGUUUAGCAGUAAUAGAUUUCAGAGCUAAGACAGUGAAAUACUACGACUCUAUGGGCCAAAGAAAUGAAGAUGUUUGCCGGAUUUUAUUGCAUUACCUAAAAGAAGAGUUUAAGAGCAAGAAGAGCAAAGAUCUGGAUAUUUCAAAGUGGACCGUGACUAACGCAAAGUCAAACGAGAUCCCUCAGCAGAUGAAUGGCAGUGACUGUGGGGUGUUUGCUUGUAAAUAUGCAGAUUACAUUGCAAGGGCCAAACCCAUGACUUUUACACAGCACAACAUGCCCUACUUCAGAAAGAGAAUGAUCUGGGAAAUCCUGAGCCAGAAGUUACUUUAAAAGCCUGAGAGGAGGCUGUGUCGUCCAGCACUGCUGUGCUAUUCUUGAACCUGGAUAUCUCCACUUUCAGCCACAAAACUCUGUGUGUGUCGGUGACAGACGGACAUCUGGCCAGGCAGCCAGACCAUUUCCAACAAUUCAUAUAUAUAUAUUUUUUGAAAUCCAAUGCUAGUAGCAGUUAUGUUUUUUUUUUUUUUUUUUUUUUUUUUACUAGCUGCAACUGUUAAUAAUCAGAGCUCUAAAAUAAGCUAAUAGGGCUCUAAACUCAUUAACCUGUAACAGUACUUAAUAUUUAGAAAGGGGUGGGGCACAAAUGUUAUUUAUUUUAAAUAUUGCACCUGUAUGUUAGGUGAAAAACAGCACUUGCCACGCUGUCGUCCUCUCGCACACUACAUACAUUUGAAUACAUACAUUUAAACUGUGUUCUCCUCCCCAAUAUACUCCUGAUGUGUAUCUUGCUAAAACGAACAUUUUGAUAUGGAAGUUAUAAUAUUUAAGUUCUGUUAUCAUUUAUAAUAGGUUAUGUUAUUUAUCAACAGUCCUCCUUAUUUUGUGAAACAAAGUGUCCUGUUCUGUUCUGGAAAGAGUAAAACUGAAGUGAGGGUAAUGGGACCCUGGAGAACAUUGAUAAGAGUUGUGCAAAAUUAACACACUUCAAUGAAUUUAUGUUUAUAUUUCUAUAAAUUCUAUUUUUUCAUUUUAGAAAAAAUAUAUAAGGCUGUGUGCAAUCGUGACUUCUAAAUAAAUAAACUACUUAUUUGUGCGUCUUGUCCUGUGUAUUAUGUUUUGCAAAUUUAUCUCAGACUUAAUUUAUUUUGAAAUGGUUCACUGUACCAGCAGUGUAACAUGCAAUAUUUCAUUGGCCCUAUGAAUAUUUUAUCAAAUAGUAUCUCCUUU
Messenger RNA from Polyodon spathula (Mississippi paddlefish), 2971 nucleotides. RefSeq names its product sentrin-specific protease 2-like. NCBI's taxonomy places the organism in Eukaryota, Metazoa, Chordata, Actinopteri, Acipenseriformes, Polyodontidae. Gene Ontology annotation, molecular function: deSUMOylase activity. The transcript has 18 exons. The coding region runs from base 134 to 2074 and encodes 646 amino acids. Gene Ontology annotation, biological process: protein desumoylation. Gene Ontology annotation, cellular component: nucleus. The record is from RefSeq and is a predicted model, not a curated record.